CCUAUAUCCUACACGUUCUUUAUUCUACCAGUGUUCAUACCCGUCCCACAUUGUCCCACUCUCACUAUUCUUGUAUCUUAUCAUGUUUUCUUUUCGCAAAAGACCCAGAACUUCACACUCCACGGUGUCGCCACUGAAAACUUCUCCCUCUUUGCCCGAGCUGCAUUCUCAAGGCAUUCCGUGGCCGGAAAACUUGCUAGAUGUCAAGGUAAUACGCGAAGGUCCCAUUCCAGAGCCCGAACGUUAUCCCCAGCAAGGUGCGGUCAAAAGCUCUGUAUCCUCCUUCGAUCGUGCCCCCAUUCCCUUCCACAAACCAUUUCGGUUAAUUGCAGGACAACCGGCGGAAAAUGGCAGCAAGAUCUCGUCUAUGUAUAUGUCCCACCCUCCGUCUGCCUUCGGUAAUUGGAGAUCUUCCACCGUUCCUGUCUCGUCACCACGGAGAUCCCACCGUAAAAACCGUACUUCACCAGCGUUCAACCUCAUGGUUGUGGGAGCAAGAGGGACAGGAAAGACUUCGUUCUUGCGCUUACUUCUCGAAACUGCAGACAUAUCACCAAAUGCGACAGAAGACCAGCGUAUGGGCCUGGAUCGGUUUUUGAAUGGUUCUCUGAAGCGCACACAGCAAAUUAACGCGGCGUGUGUUGAAAUAUGCGAGUCGCGGUAUGACCGAGUGCUUCUAAGCGUCAUUGAUACCCCCGGCCUGGAUUUCAGCGACGGCCACGAGUUGCGGGUUGAACGUCAGGUCAGUGGGAUUAUCAAGUAUCUUGACGCGCAAUAUGCAGAUACAAUGAAUGAGGAGUCUAAAGUUGUCCGUCAAAACAAAGGGGAUCAACAUGUUCACUUGUGUAUCUUUAUGGUUGAUCCCUCGUCUAUAUUGUCACCAUCACCGUCGCCCCGCAUCCAAUCCCCUGUGUCGGGCAGAGCCCGGUCAGAUACCACGGUUUCUCGUACUACCGUCGGAGAUACCCAAGAAGCCAUCUAUAAUCAGGAAUAUUCCAGGGACUUCGGAAUGUCCCCCGCUGAGCUUCGCGUGAUCCGUCGUCUUUCGGCACGGGUGAACGUGCUUCCUGUUAUUGCACAUGCGGACUCACUUACAGAUGACACGUUGUCGUUGGUCAAAGCUGCCGUUCACAGGGACCUGGAAUCAGCUGGGCUAGACUUUGGGGUGUUCUCUACACCCAAACCGAAAGCGGACUCCACCGUACCGGUAUCGCGCUCGGACGAUAAAGCUGCCACAACGUUGCCGCAAGAAGUAAAUGGUCACCGUGAGAACGGCGACAUCCAUCAAAACGGGAGCUCUUACGUUGCAAAUGAUAGUGAAAACAAGGGUCGCCCCUCACGUCCAGUGAUCACACUAAAAGGGACGCAGGUUUCCCGUUCUCGUUCCCGCUCUCGUCGUGACCUAUCUGCUGUGGCUCAAGACGAACGAGAGCCCUACUAUCCUGAUGGCGCCGAAGAAGAUAGCAUAGCAAAUAUUCGUUUCUCAGCUCAUGUUGUCUCCAAAACAGAUCUCUCAACGUUACUCCCCUUCGCUCUUAUCGCUCCAGAACAGGCAACUACCCCGCGGAUUAGAUGGCCGCAACCAGCUUCCCCUGAAUCUAACUUUUGCGCUCGGGAAGACACGAUAGGGCCCGCUACCCCUGUGGCAGAAACACCCAUCUCCGUUGAUAGUCCUAUUGUCCGUAAAUCCAUGUUUUUUCGAGGUCCCCCAGAGGAUCUCAGGGGCGUGUUUACUAGGAAGUUCAGAUGGGGCACUGUUGACGUUCUCAACCCUGACCACUGUGACUUCGCCGCCCUCCGAACAGCGAUUCUUUUGACUCAUUUCAAGGUUCUCAAGGUACAUACCCGGGAAGUUUUGUACGAGAAAUACCGAACGGAGAAACUCUUGGCUAGGCGUGCAACCAGGAACAUAGGCCCCGAGGAAGCGAAGCGUCUGUUGGAAGAUCUUGGCUUGUAAUCCCGUCAAUUUAUUACUAUUUACGAGUUCUAUCAGGUUCUCCCUUGUAUUCCCUAGUUUUUGAGUACUUCCUCUGUUAAAUAUUGUAUGUCAUCGUUCAUACUGCGGAUUUUUUUUGCAUUCUCUUUCACAAU
This is a messenger RNA of Suillus bovinus, 2091 nucleotides long. RefSeq names its product Septin-domain-containing protein. Gene Ontology annotation, cellular component: cytosol; septin ring; cell division site. The record is from RefSeq and is a predicted model, not a curated record. The transcript has 6 exons. Gene Ontology annotation, biological process: cytoskeleton-dependent cytokinesis. Lineage: Eukaryota; Fungi; Basidiomycota; Agaricomycetes; Boletales; Suillaceae. Bases 83 to 1957 code for a protein of 624 amino acids. Gene Ontology annotation, molecular function: molecular adaptor activity; GTP binding; GTPase activity.